Molecule: messenger RNA, 3900 nt
Organism: Anarrhichthys ocellatus (wolf-eel)
Lineage: Eukaryota; Metazoa; Chordata; Actinopteri; Perciformes; Anarhichadidae
Gene: arhgap36
Product: Rho GTPase activating protein 36
Exons: 12
Coding region: 815-2788 (657 amino acids)
Biological process (GO): signal transduction
Source: RefSeq, a predicted model, not a curated record
UGUGUGUGUGUGUGUGUGUGUGUGUAAGAGGUUUAGCAGAGUUAUUACAGGUUCAUAAUAAAAUGUCUGAGUUUAAUUAAAUCUGUCUCUCUCUACAUACACACACACACACACACACACACACACACACACACACACACAAACACACACACAUAGGGGAAGGCUCACUCAUCGGGGCAAACUACCAAGCUCCACUCUUCCUGUUUCUGACAGUAGAGUGCAUGUCAUGUUAUCUAUGACACACACACACACAUGCGGCUAUAACUCAGGAAGCACUGACAGCAAUCUGCAAUCAACACCGAGAGACUGAAAGAGUUGAGAAGAGAAAAUAACUUUUACCGCCGUUUCUCUAAUUACAAGAUGUUUCUCAAAUUAGAAUAUUUAGAAAACAAGUAGGAGAAGCAGAAGGAAUAAACACCAAAGAAUAAAAAGAAAGAAAACCUGGAAAAGACAAGGAAGGGGUGAAGAAGAACAAAAUGGGAAAUUAAAUUGCAACUGGAAGGAAAAAAUACUGAGGAAGUGGAACCAAAACAGAAAAAUAGGGAGGGAUGAGGGACUGAAGUCACGUGGGGGAGGAGGAAGAGGGGAGGGAGGGAGGAGUAACGGCAAGUGCAGGAGAGUCGAAGAAGGAGCAGAGAGAGCAGCAACACUAGAAAAGAGGAGAAGAAGCAGAAGGAGGAGGAAAAGUCAGAGAAGAAGAAGGCUUUUUAAAAAAAACAUCCUGAUUGUUCGGAGUACCUGAGGGCCGCACACACACACACACACACACACACACACACACACUCACCUACACACACACACACAUUCCUGACUGAUGCUCCUGCUGGAUGGACCGACACCUACUCCACCUCCAGCUCUGCACAUUGAAGACCAACCUCUGCGACCAGACAUGCAUUACGUGGGCGACCACACGUGGGCGACCAUGUUGGGUCAGAGUGUGCGGUUGCAGCCGGUGCCCAUCCAGAGCCUGUCGGAGCUGGAGCGGGCCAGGCUACAGGAGGUGGCCCUGUACCACCUGGAGGAGAGGGACCUGGACUUCAAGAUCAGCAUCCCGAGAGAAAUACACAAACGGCGAAAAUCUCUACGCAGGAAGUUUGACUCCUUCUCAAAGGAAAAGAAAGAGCGAGAAUCUGCCGCCAAGGCGUUCGGCAUCCCCCUCUCCCAGGUCAUCGCCAACGACCGGGCCUACAAGCUGCGGCAGGACGCCCUGAAGGAGAGCAGGCGAGACUGUCUGGACCUGGAGGCCAGCGUCCUGCGCUUCAGGGCCGAGAAGAGGCAGUUCUUCAACGGGAACAAGCCGCCGGUCGGCUCCCCCUCCAUCACGGGAGGAGGUCCCGGCUCACCGGCGCCAGUUACCGAGACCCAGAACAACCCGCUGUCGCCAACGUUUCUGGACAACACGGGGCGAGGACAGAGGAGGGGCGGUCUGUCGGUGGACUCCAUCUCCGACCUCGUCGAGAGUCAGUCUCGCCUGCUGGAGGCGCUGCAGCUCUCUCACCCGGCCGAGCUGGAGCUCAUGAAGUCGCCGGGCGGCGGCGGGUCGUCGGAGGGGAGGACCCAGACCAAGCUCAGCCUCAACCCCAUCUACAAACAGGUGCCCCGGGUCCUGGAGAGGUGCUGCAGUCACAUCAAGACCUACGGUCUUCAGACGGUGGGGAUUUUCCGAGUUGGGAGCUCUAAGAAGAGAGUGAGACAGCUGCUGGAGGACUUCGAUAGGGGGGUGGACGUCCAGCUGGACGAGGAGCACAGCGUCCACGACGUGGCGGCGCUGCUCAAAGAGUUCCUCAGAGACAUUCCUGACCCUCUGCUGCCCAGAGAGCUCUACCCCGCCUUCCUGCACGCCAACCUGCUGAGGGGAGCAGACCAGCUCCAGUACCUGCAGCACCUCCUCUACCUGCUGCCUCCCUGUAACUGUGACACCCUGCUGCGCCUCCUCAGCCUGCUGCACACCGUGCAGAGCUUCGCCCAGGACAGCGUGGGAACCAACGACGAGGAGAUCCCCGGUAACAAGAUGACGGCAGCGAACCUGGCGGUGAUCUUUGGUCCCAACCUGCUGCAGAAGGAGCGAGGAGGAGACCCGAGUCCUCAUGCGAUGGGGAUCGAGGACAGCACGGCCAUCAUCGGCGUGACCCUGCUGCUCAUACAGAACCACAGGAGGCUCUUCAUGGUGUCUGCAGAGCUGCAGCAGGAGGUCCUGAUGAGCCUGAUCCAGACGGACCCGGACAUCAUCGACUAUCUGCUGCGGAGGAAACUCAGCGGCAGUCACCUGACGGUGGAGAGCGGCAGUGAGUCGGGGGGUCGUCGGGACACGGGGGCCUCUCUGGACUCCGUCGGGGCCUCCAGCGGGAGUUUGUCUCCGCUGGAGCCGCCGUCACCGCUUUUCCCACCGGACGGCAACGGCGGCGAUGGCAGCCUGACCAGCGAGGUGUUCCUCAACGUUCUCAAACUGAACCAGAACAGGAAGCGCCAGGAGACCAGAUACGGCGAGGCCCCUUCAGGUAAAUCCAUCCGCCACAUGCGUCAGUUCCACUCCCACCACAACCUGCUCAGCCUGGCCCAGCCCUCCUCGUCCUCCGGCCCCAGACUCAGCCAGGACCACGACGCCCAGGACCGCAGGGGCCCGCCGGGCUUCACGCUGGGCGGCGUCGGCGGCAGCUGCUCCAGUCUGAGCGGCUCGACGGACAGCAGCAUCUGGGUGAGACAGACGCCGCAGGACGACGGCAAACCGGCCUCCAACUUCUGGGACUUUUUCACCGGGAAAGGGUCGAGCUCGGAGACGGUGGUGUGAUGACGGGCGAGGAAAAGGGGAGAUAAGAAGGAAAGUUGUGUGGGUGUUUUGUGUGUUUUUGAGGUCAGAAUUCCCCCCAAAAAUGUGCCCAACGUCCUGUUACAUUUACAGCAGACUACUGUUGAUUUAAAACAAAGGUUAAGUGUCUUCCUAAGAUUAUAAACACUCUGCAGCUCUACAAUCUAAAAUUCUUGAAUCCUAAAAUUCCUACCUGAACUUUAAAGGCGGCACGUUUGGAAUUUCCAACUUUUCAGGCAUCCCUGGAACGCAGCAUGUGCAUGAAUGUGUGUGUGUGCGUUUGUUUUAAAGACUUUUUGGAUUUGUGUCGGAAGAAAGUGUUUAAACUUUCAAGCACAACUGGGACAUCAGCACACGAAGAAGAGAAUAAUAACUGUUUCUGAGAUGAAAUGAAAGUGGACGCAGUAAUCAUUGAGAUGUACAUAAUGUGUACUUAAUGUGUACUUAAUGUCAUGUUACACACACAACCCUGAAUACGUACAGUAGAACUGCAUCACUCUGUGUAGCUGCACUUCUUCAUCUACUCCAGACCAGACUCCUCCUGUUGUUUACCAAUAACCUGCAAUAAGCUGCAUUAACUGUAAAUAUAAUCUACAAUACUGUCAAACAUUGAAGUAUAACUCCUGACGGCAUCUCAGCAGAAAAUAAACAAAUAUAUCACAGCCAGAACCUUUCUUUACCUUCAUUUUUGCUUCUAUGUUUCAUCUGCGCAUUUGUCAACUCUCAAAGUGAACUUUUAUCACCAUGAAGUUAAAUACCAUAAAUCAUGCUAAACGUCCUGUCUGUUACGUCCUGCUCAUUCAACCGUUGCUCUGCUGUAUUUUAAGGAGCUCUGCAGUAAGUCGUCGUGACACAUUCACCUCUAGACAUGUGCAGUUAGGAGGAUCCAGACACAGCAGCGAUGAUGGAAACACUUUCUUACUGGAAUCUGUAAUAAAUCACCCAAACAUACAGAUGUUCAGCAGCUGCACUGCGGGUCACAUAGCGGUGCGCACAGACAUCAGCACGUUCCGCUGCGCACUGAUUUGGUGAUUCGCAACGACAAUAGAAUUAAAACUGGGCCACAGUUGGUGGAUAAGUUCACGUUUCAUGUG